AUGGAUUCCGUAGACUUUGGGCAAGUUUUUUGGGGGCCUAAUGCUUUAUUUCGCGCGGUUGGAUACGACUUUCAACGGUUGCCACGGCCUUAUUGGCGACAGAUACUUAUGAAAGCAGUUCUUGUAUUUAUGAUCCUCAGCGCCAUAUGUAUCCGCAUCUAUAUGUUUAUGUCACUGCGAGAGCUUGUCAUAAGAGAUGACAUUCUGAACAGUUUCCGUUUAGGCGCCUUCAUCGCCUAUGGCAUCGAUUCAAACGUGAAGUUUGCAUAUUUUAUUUUUAAUGCACACCGUUUACGUCAAAUUUACGACUUCUUAGCAGCAGAGUAUCCACAAACAGCCAGUGAGCAAAAAUUAUAUAAAAUUGAUAUAUACGGUUUUCAAAGGGCACCUGUCAUGAUUUGUGCUUAUAUGGCCGUUGUUGCAUCGAUAAUGCUUAGCCCGCUGUUGCAAUCAAUUGUCACGUAUAUUAUUGAUAUAUAUCGUUUUGGUUAUGAUGCAGCAGAAUAUCCAUAUUUGCAUCCAAUACCAAUGCCAUACAACUUCGACUAUUGUACGCCACGUUAUUACAUACCCGUUUAUAUGGUGGAGUCUUUAAAUGGUCACUUUAGUUCCACAACCAACUUGGGUACCGAUUUAUUUAUAAGCAUAUUUUCGGGUCAAUUAUGUAUGCAGUUGGAAUACUUGGGCUACUCUCUUGAGACUUAUCAACCAAGUAUGGAGAAAUCAGAGGAAGACUGUGAUUUCCUAAGGAAGUGGAUUAGAAAACAUCAACUAAUGCUUGGUCUCUGUGCAGAUCUAGAUGAAGUUUUUGGUACAACCCUUCUGUGUAAAUUAAUAACAAACUGCACCUACUUUUGCAUAAUUGUUGCUCAGCUCAUGCUGGAAGGUUAUGGUUAUGGUUUUCUUAAUUUUGGAAGCUUCUUUUUCCUUACUGUUGCCCAAUUUUUUAUGGUAUGCCAAUACGGGCAGAAUCUGAUUACAAUA
Messenger RNA from Rhagoletis zephyria (snowberry fruit fly), 984 nucleotides. Its product is annotated as Odorant receptor 49a. Gene Ontology annotation, molecular function: odorant binding; olfactory receptor activity. Gene Ontology annotation, biological process: sensory perception of smell; detection of chemical stimulus involved in sensory perception of smell. Lineage: Eukaryota; Metazoa; Arthropoda; Insecta; Diptera; Tephritidae. The record is from RefSeq and is a predicted model, not a curated record. Gene Ontology annotation, cellular component: plasma membrane.